AUGUCAUCAUCUCGAUCACCUCCGUCUUUACCUGCACACAACUGUACCGCUCCUUUAUUGGACUCUGACCUUCAGGAAAAGUUUCUUCUUCCUCAUGCUAUGGAGGGCGUGCGUCUUGAUGAAUUUCUGUUUAACGGUGUCCUGGAACUUGCACGGAAACCUGAUGGAGUAAAGAGCUUGAACAGUAAAAACAUUGACGCUUUGAUGCAGAAGUUAAGUGAAAAGGAAACCCAAAAUACAAAUCUCAGGAGAAAAAUACUUGAAAGGGAGAAACUUGUUGAAGAACUUUCAUCCAGGCUUCAGCUUGAAAGGGUCAAUGUACAGAAAAAAGACCACCUGUCAAGUUCAGUGAGGGCAGUACAAGCUCACCUGAAAUGUCAGAUUCAAAGAAAAGAAGCGGAGAAUGGUGAAUUAAAAAUGAAAAUACAGGCUCUAGUAAAGAAAAUAGAAGAGUGGAAAUUUCAAGUUGGAGAAUAUAAGCACCAAGUGUUAGCCUUAAGGCAAAAAAGUGAGCAGAAGAAGACUGCUCUGAAAAAGGCAAUCGGGUCCCAGAAACAAAGAGCCAAACACUUUGAAGCAGCUGUGGAAAAUUUAACCUCCAGAAUAAGAGAACGUGAAGUCCAACUGUCUGAGGUACAGACAGCUUCUGACGUCGAGAAAAAACAGCAUGAUAGAAUGGCUGAAGGAAAGACACAGUUAGAAAUUCAAUCAGAAGACCUCAAGAAACAGAUCACAAGCCUGUUGGAAGACUUGAAAAGAAAGGAGGAAUGGAGAAGCAAGUCAGAUGAGGAAAUUCUUGGAAAGCUAAGUUCUGACCACUCUGAAAAUGAAAAGAUUUACCUUGAAAAUGAAAAAUUAAAGGCUUCCAUUGCUACAUUGGAAAACAGUACUGUUUCUGUUGAAAGUGAGCUGCUAAAUCUGCAAGAAAAGGCAAAGCUGCAGGAAAACCUUGUUGAACAGUAUAAAGAUCAGGUACAAAAAUUACAAACAGCAAUAGAAGAAUUGAGACCCAGGUAUGAAACAGUCUUAAAUGAAAGCAGGAUAAGAGAAACCAAAUGCGUAGAAGUAGACACGGUGAGGGACAAACCAGAGGCCGAGUUAAAGGAGUUGGAACACGUCUGUAACUUGCUGACAGCAGCUGAGGAAAAGCAGCAAGGAUGUCAGGAACAGCUUGUGUCCCGGGACAGGAUCCAUGCACAGAAAUGCAAACCCCUUGGGGAGCUGCAGGUUCAGCAGGAAGACAGUACAACUUCUGUGGGCAGUCAUUCCUCAGAAGAAGAAAACCUUAACAUUCAGAAGAAAUACGGAGAUCUUAAAAGGCAAUUAGAAAAGGUGGAAUUUCAAAAUGAAGAACUUGCUUGUCAGCUCAAAGAACAUGAUGAGACUCUUCAGUGCAGCAGAUUGCAGCUUGAAGAGAAAAUGGCAGAAUAUAAUGGACUAACCAGGCAACUGGAAUCUGCUUUGGAAGAAGGGAGAAAAAUGGUAGCUGAAGAACUGGAAAAAAUGUUAUACAAAGAGCAAGCCCUUCAGGCAAAAAUCCUUGUUCUGGAAACUGAAGUGAGAGAGGUGCAAGAAGAGAAGAAACAACUCCUCUGCGUAUUUCACCAUAAAAAAGCCCACUAUGAGGUAUGUUUGAAAGAGCUGGGUAACAGCCUGCAGAAAGCAGAGAACAAGAACCAAAGCAUCCAGAAUUAUGUGCAGUUUCUGAAAGCUUCAUACAUAACAAUGUUUGGCUGA
Molecule: messenger RNA, 1737 nt
Organism: Mesitornis unicolor (brown roatelo)
Lineage: Eukaryota; Metazoa; Chordata; Aves; Mesitornithiformes; Mesitornithidae
Gene: ODF2L
Product: outer dense fiber of sperm tails 2-like
Exons: 15
Coding region: 1-1737 (578 amino acids)
Biological process (GO): negative regulation of cilium assembly
Cellular component (GO): ciliary basal body; centrosome
Source: RefSeq, a predicted model, not a curated record